Messenger RNA from Puma concolor (puma), 228 nucleotides. RefSeq names its product adipogenesis regulatory factor (gene ADIRF). Gene Ontology annotation, biological process: positive regulation of fat cell differentiation. Gene Ontology annotation, cellular component: nucleus. The record is from RefSeq and is a predicted model, not a curated record. NCBI's taxonomy places the organism in Eukaryota, Metazoa, Chordata, Mammalia, Carnivora, Felidae.
AUGGCCAGCAAGAGCUUGCAGGACCUGAAGCAGCAAGUGCAGGGGGCGGCCCAGGAAGCAGUGACUGCGGCAGGAUCAUCGGCCCAGCAAGUGGUGGACCAAGCCACAGAAGCAGGGCAGAAAGCCAUGGACCAGGUGGCCAAGGCCACCCAGGAAACCAUCGACAAGACUGCUAACCAGGCCUCUGAGACUUUCUCAGGUUUUGGGAAAAAAUUAGGCCUCAUAUAA